AUAUCUAAUGCGAAUGAAAUGAAAAUAUGGCUACCAAAACUUGACGUUGUGGCAGAAGAAACUAUUAGUUUGAAAAUAUCACAAUGUAUUUUCCUUUAGGAUGGCCAAAAUAUUUGAAAAGCCUAGUAAAAGGUUCGAAGCCAUUACAGUAUGUGAUAAGUAGCUGUGAUCGAAUGUUAUUUGCCGUCAUAACAGAGGAUACCCUCUGUAUUUGGUACAGCAAGCCCUCAGUUCUCAUUUUGAGCUACACACAUCCUUACAAUGAGAUUUGUUCUGGUGGAAGUUUUAAAUUGGUGGAAUGGAAACCUGACUCCUCCAUGAUAGCUAUAAUGACAUCAAAACAAAACAUUUUGUUUUUCAAAGUUGAACUGGAUGUUUCUGUGCCAAACCACCAUUGUUUGUAUGUUCAACAUGAGGGGAAGAAUCAGACCCCAAAACGUGACAUCAAUGGAAUUCCAGACAGUGACAGCAUUCCAGCCAUCAAGGUCACACUUUUAGCCAAAAUGCAGCUUCCUGCCAACAUCAUUUGCUGCUUAUGUGUGAGAGAAGAAAUCAUGGUGUCUACCGAAGAUGGUUGUUUACACCGCAUCAAAUGGAAUGCUUCUGUGAACAAAAAAGCCUCAUUUCAUAUACGAGGAUUUCCCUCCUCUUUAGACUUCCAACAAACCAAAGCUUCUAAACUGACAGAAGAAGAUGGCUGUGUCCAACAGAUGGAGUACAGUCCUAUCAUUGGUGGAUACACUCUGGUGCUGUCUAGUGGAAAAGCACUGUUUGUCAUUCCAUCCUCCACAAAGGUGGAUAACAGUGUGCCACAAGGAGUCUGGGUUACAGGGCUAAUGGAUGCCACCUGUGUUGCUGUCAAUCACCGGUACCGCCUGAUGGCCUUUGGAUGCAAGAGUGGAAUUGGUGCUGUGUAUGUGAUCAAUGAAGUGGAGGGUACAAUUGAAUUGUCUUACAAAUUACAAAUCUCCAGCAAAGACUUUCCAGAUGCUGCCCAGAAAGCAGGUGCUGUAAAGUGUAUGAAGUGGACACCAGAUGGCACUGCUGUAGCCGUCUGCUGGAAAAAUGGUGGCUUCUCCUUAUGGAGUGUGUUUGGUGCUCUGCUGUUGUGUUCGCUCGGGGGAGAUCUAUAUCCUAGUGAUAGUCCAAAGCUUUUCCCACCACCUGUCAAAUCCAUGGAAUGGGGUUUGGAGGGAUACCAGCUGUGGAUGGUUUGUGAGGAGGAGAACAGGGUUAAUGGCUUUGUGGAGGUGGAGGAGGAGGAGAGCCACACAGUCACCAAUGUCAUGCAGUUACAGUUUGUCAAAAGUGCUCUUACUGUCAAUCCAUGUAUGACAAAUCAUGAGCAUGUAUUUUUACAAGGAGAGGACAGGCUGUAUAUGAGUAUCAGUGAUGGUUGCUCCUCCUCUAAGGGUGGAGCUAGUCAAGAAAACAACCAAUCAUCACUGAUGUCCAUAGGGAACAAAAUCUGGCAAAUUGUACCCAUCUCUCACAUCUAUCUAGGUGCUAACUGGCCAAUCAGAUAUGCAGCAGUUGACAAAUCGGGUCAGUGUGUGGCUGUAGCAGGUAAAACAGGACUGGCUCAUUACACAUUCGCCACACGGAAAUGGAAGCUUUUUGGCAACGAAACACAGGAGAAAGAUCUGGUCGUAUCAGGAGGAAUGACAUGGUGGAAGGACUUCAUUUGUGUGGCUUGUUACAACAUCAUUGGACAAAGGGAUGAGAUUCGUUGUUAUCCCAAGAACACCAAACUGGACAACACGUUUGCUGUGACCACUAAGGUUCCGUCUCAGAUCCUGCUGCUCAAUACGUUCCGUGACAUUCUCAUCAUCUUCUGUAUUGAUUCACAUGUCAUGUUAUUCAACAUGGAGAGGAAGAAUUCUCAGAAAAAUCCUCUAAUGGAGCUGAUCAAAGUCCAGGAGGUGUCCCUCAAUAGUUAUAUACCCCACCCUGUAUGUGUUACCGGCUUGGCUCUCACCUCCCUCCGAACAGAAAACUUUGGUAAUAGAUCAACUCAGCCCAGCAGAGACUCGGAGUGUUUGUUGCUGAAUGUUGCAGGAAAGUUGUUAAUGUUUCAGAGAGAUGAAACGGGGCCGCAGAUCCAGGGAAAGCAAAACAAGCCCAAAGCUCAACCAUUUGGAACGCCAGCUGUGGUGGCCACUAAUGUAGAGAACAUGUGGUCAACAUCACGAACAAAUCAGAGUAAAACCCAGCUCAUGGAGGCGCUGUGGUUAGGGUGUGGAGCUCAGGGAAUGAAGGUGUGGUUACCUUUAUAUCCAAGACAUGAGGGUAAAACUCACAACUUCAUGUCAAAACGCAUCAUGCUGCCAUUCAGGGUAGAUAUAUAUCCUCUUGCUGUUUUGUUUGAGGAUGCUGUGAUAUUAGGAGCAGCCAGUGAUGGUGUGAUUUACAAACCGUACAGUGAGGAUGGAAAGAGAUCUGUCCAGAACCUUCCUUUCUGUAUCCUGGAGAGAACUAGUCAAAUAUAUCUCCACCACAUACUAAGACAACUUCUAAGGCGAAAUUUGGGAGUGAAUGCACUGGAUUUGGCCAGAUGUUGUACAGAGUUGUCCUACUUCCCACAUGUUCUAGAAUUGUUACUUCAUGAAGUUCUAGAGGCAGAGGCAACUUCCAAAGAACCCAUUCCUGACCCCUUGUUACCCCGAGUUGUGGCUUUCAUACAAGAGUUUCCAGAAUUCUUACAAACUAUUGUACAUUGUGCGAGAAAGACUGAGGUAGCAUUAUGGCCCCACCUAUUUUCUGUUGUUGGAAAUCCCAAAGAUUUGUUUGAGCAAUGUAUUGUAAACGAAGAACUGGAAACGGCAGCCUCAUAUCUUAUCAUCCUACAGAAUCUGGAGCGCCCUAUCAUCAGUCGACAGCAUGCCACACUGUUACUUGACCAGUCUCUGGAGAGAGGGAAGUGGGACCUAGCUAGAGAUCUUGUCAGAUUCCUAAAGGCUAUAGAUCCCUCAGAAGCAAGCACACCCCCCAUCCUGGCCUCGACUAAGACCUCGUCCUCCAAAUCCUACCACUCUGGUGUCCCUAGUCCUCCUAUCUUACCCAAUGAGGCCGACGGAUUCAGCUUUAGUAAUGUCAGUAACGUCAUCAAUGUCAGCAGAAUGCGUAGCUCCAGUAUGACAGGGGCAGACUACUCUGAAAAUGUGCCAAAGGGGAGCAAACCCAAACUGAAACAUACAUUCUCUGAUAACAUAUUUAGUGUCAAAAAACCCUUACCUAAACCAAAGGAGGAGGGAGCUCCUGAUCAAAUGUACAUAGACAUGAUUCUCUGCCGACAUUGUCGAAAACUUUUAGAGACAAAUUGUCUGCGGGACAUGGGGUAUUUCAGUGCCAACACAGAUGAUUUUCAUCUCGUUUCCUUUUUAAAGAGAGAGAGAUUAAAAGGUGCCAAAGUAGAGGAUUUUGUAAGAGCGGUAAAGGAUAUUCACCACCAGUUUGAGUGGCCCUUACCCAUCUUGUCAUAUCAUGUGUUCCAGCAGCUCAAAAGCAAAACAUUCUCCACCUCCAGCUUGGCCUCGCUGUCUUUGUUGGAUGGCGAGAAUCUUCCAACAGUGAAUGUCGGGGCCCACAACAAUGAUACAGACUACCAUAGAUACUUAGGGACCCUGCAGCCCCCCUCCCCACUCAACCUCUCCCAGGCGAUGUCUGAUGAUGUGGUGUUAAAACCACAGGCCAUCAAAACUGAGGAGAGCAGCUUGGCCACCACUCUGGACAUAUCAGACACCAGUUCAUUGUUUGGGGACCUGGAUUACAUGACGGAGUCAUCAUUACAGGACACGCUGUCCCCAGAGCUGGAGAUUCUCUCACAGGAGAUGGCCAAUAAAGGGCCACGGCAGUCAGAAAUGGAACUAAGGUAUUUGCUUCAAAUCCUUCUGGAGGCAGGGUGUCUGGAGUGGGCAAUGAUUAUCUCCCUUGUUCUGCGGGAUGUGGAAGCCGUGGUUAGAACGGUCAACACGGCUAGCAUGACGGACACUCCCUUGGAGAUGGUGGCCAGAAUGAGAGAGGGAAUCUCUUAUCUGGAACUCUGGGCAGAUACUGAAUGCCUGGGAUAUAAACCAUUCCUUCACUUCAUACGGAAGCAGAUUCAAGUGCUUGGAAAGCUUGCUGAACAAACUCCACCAACUCUACAGCUGAGUUCCUCAGUGAUGGAGGACCACCACAGUGACGAUGAACAGUUAUCACCAGAGGUCCAGACAAUUCACACCAAGGAAUCAGAUAGCUCUCCAGACAACAGUCCACUGCCAGGCCACAAUACAGCCAAAUCUAGUGAAUGUGUGAUUUCAUAAAACUUACGGCGAUUAUUACAGAGGCCAGUAAACAGCUGGAGGACAGGAACCAGCUAAAACCUUUAAUGUUAAACACUAGUCACUAGUUACUUCCAGUCAGUUACUGCCAUUCUUGCUGGAUGGAAAAUACUGUCAUUCCUAUCUUUUAAAGAUAAUCAAAAAACAAUAUGAUCAAAAAACAUAACAUUCAUAGAUCAAUGAUGUAGAUAAACAAAGCAUAUCCAGCUAGCAGAAUGUAAAUCAGGGGGACACACUGUCCAAUUAGCUGUAAGAAAACAUGAGUGGCAGACACACUGUCCAAUCAGCUAUAAGAAAACAUCCAGUGGUAGAAACACAGUCCAAUCAGCUGUAAGGAAAUGCUGUCCUAUCAGUUGUAGAAAACACUCAGUGGUGGCAGAGGACAACAGGGUUCUCUGCAGUCUAUUUAUUAUUGAAAUUUUUUUUUAUGCAGCAGAGCUGUGUCAAAGACUAUCAUGUUUUAUGUAUUGCAUGCCAGAUUUUUAACUUUAGCACUUCACAUAUUUAAUACAUGUAUUCAUACAUGGUUUAAUUUCUUAAAAUGCUUUACUCAUAUGAAAGCUUGAUUCCAGAUAACAUGCAAUUCAUAAGUCAGUGAGCAUCUUGAAAGUCUUGAUAAAUGUAAAGCAUUCACAUUUAUUCCACAGAAUUCUAGAUGUUGAAUGAAUAAUCAUGCCAAGUUUCAGCAUUUAUGUCGGGGAGAGUUAAAUCUUUACCCAGGUAGAAACAGCUAUUACAAAUAAAAGAGUGCUGCUGAAGUGCUUGAUCAUGUGAAAAGUAGUAGGUGUGCCAUAUGUUUUCAAUAAGUCAGGCUUUAUUUUGUAUCAGGAGUAAGAGUAUGGAAGUGGCACUGUAACCCACGGGCUUUCAGUAGAAGGAACAUUAUAUUUUGUUUACAUGCUUCUAGCAAUCACCGUCAUAAGUUUGCCAAAAGUUAGAUUUCAGUAUUACAAUGUCUCAUUGUUCAAACAUUCCUGUGACAUGUUGUAGAAAAUGACAUUUCUGUAGCAGACUCUUCACAGUGACCUUUGUUUAUAGCAGACUCUUCACAGUGACCUUCGUUUAUAGCAGACUCUUCACAGUGACCUUUGUUUAUAGCAGACUCUUCACAGUGACCUUCGUUUAUAGCAGACUCUUCACAGUGACCUUCGUUUAUAGCACUCUUCACAGUGACCUUCGUUUAUAGCAGACUCUUCACAGUGACCUUCGUUUAUAACACUCUUCACAGUGACCUUUGUUUAUAGCAGACUCUUCACAGUGACCUUCGUUUAUAACAGACUCUUCACAGUGACCUUCGUUUAUAGCACUCUUCACAGUGACCUUCGUUUAUAGCAGACUCUUCACAGUGACCUUCGUUUAUAACAGACUCUUCACAGUGACCUUUGUUUAUAGCAGACUCUUCACAGUGACCUUCGUUUAUAACAGACUCUUCACAGUGACCUUCGUUUAUGUCAUUUGUAGAAGUUUUCGUUCCUGAUACUAGUCAACUUAAAAUCUAAUCGCCAGACUUGAAAAUUGAAUAUUAUGUGGUGAGAAUUUGUUAAUUCAAAAUGAAGAACCAGUAAGUAGGGAUAAAUGCAUGUACUAAAAUAUGUAGAUUAUUUUAUAAUUGAUUCAGAUGUAUGUAUUUUAAAAAUCAUAUGAGACUGUAAUUUCCUUAUAUUACAUAAGUACUUAAUUUGGUAUUGCUGUCCAGUCAUUACCCAAUGAGAACAUGAAAUCUUGAGUGUGAAGCUCUAGAGGACUUAAAUCUACAUAGAAUUAGUGAUCAAGAUAGAAUAGUGACAGUUUUGAUUUCACAAGAACAGCUUCUCACGAAUUAUGCAAAUAGUAAUGUCAUUGGCAGGGAAAUGAGAGAAACAAAUUUAGAACGAAGGCAUUUUUCUUCUAUGAUAGCUAUUUGAUUUCCUGUUGACUAAUUUAGGCUUUUAGUGUACAAAUAAAUAGGGAAUGAUUAAAUUCUUCCUUGCUCAGUUGAUUUGUGAACAAUUACUAAUUUCAGUAUGUAAAUCCUAUAACAUGAUUUGUCAUUAGUAUCAACAGAUAUUUGUCAAAGGAGAGUAACUCUAUAGACUGAUAAGCUGUAGGUAUUUUUUAUACGAGAAGGGGUGCUUUAUUGGGAAAAUUCUCCAUUUUCGUGUAUUGCAGAAUUGGCAUCUGUACAAGAAUUUUAGUGUAAAUUUCAUUUGACUUGCCAAUGACCUUGACUACUCUUGUAUAGUCAGGAAUCAACAGCAUAUAAUGAUUUUUAUUGAGGCUUAUGAGCACAGUUUUGAUACCUUUAUUAUGUUUACAAUCAUCAGUUCAGUCAACCUCCAUUUAUCAUUAAUUCAAUUGCAAUACAGAACAUCCUGAUUUUGCUGCUCAUGUAUUUGUGCAGCUGUAAUCUUCUUCAGCAUGAUCUUGUUCAGAAGUACAUGUACUUUGUAUUAUCAGAACUUAUGAAGACGUUAUCGUAAGUUGUAGUUUUGAAUAUAAACUGAAAACAUUACGAGUUUGAUAUGGUUGUCUACUCUCAAUACGAUACUAGAGAUUUUUUCUUCAUCAAUUGUUGAAUUAUGAUUGCUAUGUAGACAUGCAGUAGGUUGUAAACAAUGCAUUCUAUCUACCAUUGAUAUUAUUCUUGUCAAAUUUUAGAUCUGUAACUGACUUGCAUGUGUUUAUGUGUGUGUGUAUGUGUGUGUGUGCCCUAAAUAUUGCUCCUGAACAAAUGUUUUUAGUUCUUCUACUCGUAGUGUUUCAUGCAUAUUGAACAUAAUGUAAUUUCAAGUUGUCUUUUGUGUAUGUACUGACAACUACAUUGUAUAAUUCUUAAGUUAACAGUUAAAGAAAAUACUACUGGAAUGUUUGAUGGCACCCAAAUGAACUAACUUUUAUUCACAUACGAAAACAAGUAGUCACCGACCAGACAUUUUGUUAACUCACUUGCAAGAAUAAGAUGUCACAUAUGUGUUUUUCAUCGAAGGUUUACAAAAUAAACUUAGUCACUACAGUAGAGAUUUUGUGAAUCAAAGUUGGUUCAUUGUAAAAAUUAUUCUGUUCCCUGUCUCUAGAUGUCCAGAUGAUCUUCAUGUUGUUACAGAAACAUAAUGCAGUGCAAGGAAAGAGAAGCAUGGUUUAGUUCAGAUGGUUGUUAACGUGCUAAACUCUAAUAAUUAAUGUAGCCACAGAAUCAUUUGCUAUGGUGCUUUUUGUGACAGCAUAUGAUUUCUGUGACAAAUCUGUUUUAUAUAUAUUGAUUUAAGAGAUUAUUCUGUGUUAAGUAUUUCAGUUAGGGCAUUAUUCGUCAUUCAGUUCAUGUAUAUUAUGUAGGGUAACUUACGCUUGCAAUCAAUGAAUGAAAAUUUAGGAAAUGAAAAUUUAUACAAGAAUCUGAUUUCCUUUUCCAUGACAAUGAGAAAUUUAAUUUUGCUCAACUUUUCUUCUUAUCAUAGAAAGUGUUUUACUAUGUAUGAACCAUAAAAAUACAGGUUUUAAAUUUUUAAGCAGGCAAGUUUAAGAAGAAGAGGGAAAAAAACCAAAGUAGUCCGAGUCUGGCUUAGUACUAUGAGAAAGACUCAUGACAAUCCCUUGACUGUAUCUGUACAUAUAUCAGUGGUAUAUGGUAUUUUUGGCUUAGUUGUAAAAGUUCUAAAUAUGAUCAACACUAAAAUAUAAAGUACUUUAAUAUUAAUAUAGCACAACAAUGAUAGUACAUAUUCAUAAUCAUAAAUAUAGCAAAACUCUGAUGGCGCUAAUUCUUGAUAGUGCCAUAUAGUCCAUUUACUUACUAUUGUGCUAAAAUUUUAAAUACCAGUACAUUAAAUUAAGUACACAUUCGAGAUAUUGUACUCAAAAAUCAAAGUUAUUGAAUAUACCAUAUGUUAAACUUUUGGCCCCCAACAAUUCAGGUUCGUCUCCUUUGUUUCAGUAUAUUUUGUGGAGGAUGCCAAAAAAAUUUAAUUCUUGUCAUAUAUUCUUCGUGUAUAGCUGCUUAACAUUUAGGGUUUUAUUUAUAGGUUUUAAGAUGUUUGUGCAUUCUUUAUUUCAGAAAUUGAUAAAUCGUGUUCUAAAAUGAUAAAAUUAUUUCCUCUUAGUGGUUUUAUUUAUUUUUUGAUAAAAUAUUUGAUUAAACAAUUUUGAAGGGGGGGGGGGGGGGGGGGGAUGAUAAGGACUCCGAGUCAAUGUGCUUUGGCUCAAACCCAAGCAAGUCAAGACAGUCACUGUUUCAUUAUGUGUUGUAAUUAUGCCUUGACAAUUGUGAUAAUACAUGUGCAUUGUGCAUCAAUUUUUUUUAUAGGCCCAUUGGAAUCAAUCUUUACAUACUAUCAUUGUAUAAUAUGACCAUCAGUAAACAAUAAAAUAUA
Ostrea edulis (European flat oyster) is the source of this 8668-nucleotide messenger RNA. RefSeq names its product guanine nucleotide exchange factor subunit RIC1-like. Bases 84 to 4304 code for a protein of 1406 amino acids. The record is from RefSeq and is a predicted model, not a curated record. The transcript has 32 exons. Lineage: Eukaryota; Metazoa; Mollusca; Bivalvia; Ostreida; Ostreidae. Gene Ontology annotation, cellular component: Ric1-Rgp1 guanyl-nucleotide exchange factor complex; Golgi membrane; cytosol. Gene Ontology annotation, biological process: retrograde transport, endosome to Golgi; intracellular protein transport. Gene Ontology annotation, molecular function: protein binding.